Messenger RNA from Paraglomus brasilianum, 682 nucleotides. The record is from the annotation of a GenBank genome assembly. NCBI's taxonomy places the organism in Eukaryota, Fungi, Glomeromycota, Glomeromycetes, Paraglomerales, Paraglomeraceae.
AAAAAAAGAAAGAUUGGGAAGAUGAAGAAGAGGACGAAGGGAUUGACGACCCAGCAAUAUGUUAUAAUAGAUUGAUAGUGGGAAUUGAAACUGCACGAGAAAAUCAAACGGCCUAUCUUAGAGCAGAGAAUGUCUCUCCAUGCCCAAAACAUCCUUGUGCAAAAGAAUUUCUAUCAGAUAUGGAAGUUCAAAAACUCCAACAAAUGGCUAUUGAAAUUAUAAAUAAAGAAUCACAUUUGAGCCUAUCUGCUAAAACACUUCUGGAGAUGCUUCAAUGUAGCACUUUCAGUCUCAAAAAACUCAGUAAGGAGAAGAGGGCUUGGGGGAUUAAAGGUAUUUGUUCCUUGCUUAAAAUAGACGCGGAAAUAUAUGACAAAGAUACCCAGUACAUUGGAGAAUGUAUGGAUGCCUUUGGAGAAAGUCAUUCAGAUGCCGACAGAGAUGAGAAGUCUUCCCAGUCAGAAUCAGGAGCAACUGGAAAGGCGUGUGAUUUUAUUUUCCGGGGAAAUGAGCACGAGAUUGGCAUUAGAGAGAACACUGGCCCCACUCAUAAGGACCAUCAUAAAAAAAGUGUCCCCGAUUUUGUAGAUGUCAUGAAUGUUGCUCGAUCGCAACAUAUUAGUUUCCAAAUGGAAAAAAGUGGUUGCAAUCCUCUUCCCUCAAAUAUUGAGAAUGUAUUGAA